Molecule: messenger RNA, 5708 nt
Organism: Pelobates fuscus (common spadefoot toad)
Lineage: Eukaryota; Metazoa; Chordata; Amphibia; Anura; Pelobatidae
Gene: GID4
Product: GID complex subunit 4 homolog
Exons: 6
Coding region: 151-792 (213 amino acids)
Biological process (GO): protein catabolic process in the vacuole; protein targeting to vacuole; proteasome-mediated ubiquitin-dependent protein catabolic process
Cellular component (GO): GID complex
Source: RefSeq, a predicted model, not a curated record
GCAGCGAGCUGAGAGCGAUGGGUGGGGCCUAGCUCGGCCAAUCCGGGCUCGCGGUGCUGGAGAGGCCCAGGCGCUGUGGCCGGGAGCGGAGAAGCGGCCCAUGCCAGCGGGUCAGUAGGAGCCGCAGCCCAGCGGGCCCGGGCUCUGGAUAUGCCGGUCCGCACCGAGGUGAGCAGCACGGCCUCCGGCACCUCGUCCCUCAUCCCGCCGCCUCCCAUCAACACACAGCAGCCCGGGGUGGCCACCACCCUCCUCUACAGCGGCUCCAAGUUCCGGGGCCACCAGAAGAGCAAGGGCAACUCGUACGAUGUGGAGGUGGUGCUGCAGCAUGUGGAUAUGGAGAAUGCCUACCUGUGUGGAUAUUUGAAGAUAAAAGGCCUUACCGAGGAAUACCCAACCCUCACCACCUUCUUUGAAGGAGAAAUUAUUAGCAAAAAGCACCCGUUCCUGACGAGAAAGUGGGAUGCAGAUGAAGAUGUGGAUCGUAAACACUGGGGGAAGUUUCAAGCCUUCUAUCAGUAUGCAAAAACCUUCAAUUCUGAUGACUUUGGCUAUGACGAGCUGAAGGUUGGAGAUUAUGUCUUCAUGAGAUGGAAGGAGCAGUUCUUGGUCCCUGAUCACACAAUCAAAGAUAUCAGUGGUGCUUCCUUUGCUGGUUUCUACUACAUCUGCUUCCAGAAGUCUGCGGCAUCCAUAGAAGGCUAUUACUACCAUCGAAGCUCUGAAUGGUAUCAGUCUUUAAAUUUGACGCAUGUCCCAGAACACAGUGCGCCCAUCUAUGAAUUCCGGUGACAGAAGACCUGGCUCUGAGCCCACGGCGACAGAAUCCAUGCAGGGAUAUGCUACUCUCCUCUUCUGUCAAUAGACUUUAAGAAGAAUGUAUGAGUGUUAAAGAAACUGCGCCAUAAGCUGGCGUCAUCCCUCCCCAACAAGUCGCAGAUUUUAUUAUGGCUUUUUCCCCCCCCCUCAUUGAUUCAUAAGCUAUAAGCUUUGAACGGCUUUCUGUUAUGUUUUUUAAUUUUUAUUUACUAUAUGCACAUGACGCAAAACCUCAUUGGUUUUUCUUCUGAAUGCAAGAUUCCAGCUGACACCGUACAUGUUCCAGUUCCAGCUGCGGGGCAGAUGGCUGCCACUCACGAAGUGUCAUUUGUGCAUUUUAUUUUUUUUCCUCUUCAGUGCAUCACCACUUGUGACACUUGACGUCUGCGAUCUUUGCUGCAUCUUGACAGAUUGACUGCAUUAAUAUCUCCAAGCAUUAAGCGGAGACUUGCGUUACUGCGUCAGCCAAUCCUAAACGGGUUACACACUCCAUUAAAAGAGCAAAAUGUAUUUUUAUUUUUACCCCAAUACCCACCCUCCCCAAAUCCUGAAAUCUUAACCACCUAUGAAAUAAUAAAAUGGAAAUUAUUUUUAGGGCCCUUUUUUUAAGAAGGUCCCAAGAGCAGAAAGAUUUAGUUAUGUUGGACUGCAAUACAUUUGACUGUUUUCACAUUGAAAAUGGCAAAUGUCAGAUUUUUCUAAAAUAUAUAAAUAUAUAUAUAUAUAUAUUAUAAAUACACAUAUUUAAUCAGAACAUAAAUCUGAGAGCUGCUUGCACGCAGACACAAGAUGUAAUGAGACAUGGUAAGUCUUCUGAUCUAAUCUGUAAUGACUGCCACUGCAUCAGUACCAGACCGUGAAAUCAUGAAGUCUGUGUCCUGCAUCCUAAGUGCCCCAAGUCAAUGGAAGACUGGUCUUCACUGCAGGAAGAAAACCUCACCGUAACGGUCUCUUUAUUUGGCACACGGUGGAAGUUUGGAAAAGCCACGUGCUCCAAUCAAAUUACGAUCCCUUCAACCUCUACAGAAAGAUUUUUUUUUUAUUUUUUUAAUUGACUCAUUGCAAGGGAUUACAUUGUUUAUGCUGCAGGCUUUGGUAAAAUCCAUGGAAAUACAGGGUGGGAAUAGCUGUGAACUUUGCAACCCACGCUGUGUUCGUAGGACUGUAAAAGGCGAUCAGCACCUGCGAAGCUUGGUCCCUCUCCAAAAGCUACAAAAUCCUUUUAUUACUCUGGAGCUUUACAACCCAAAUUUCUGCUUGGGAAUUAGUGUCACAAAAUCCAUUUAACCACUGUUAGCAGUUAGGUUUACUGAUCCACCAACAGGGGAGUGGUUAAUGGAAAUGACACCAUUGUCUUGUAUGAGUUUAAAAAAAAAAAACCCUUAUAAAUAACCCGCAUCUUUGUUACACUUCAGUGUUGUUGAAACUGGGAUGAUUUUAUGUGUCUGCUCUUCUAAGCUUUUGCAAUGUGUGGGUAAAACGAGUGAGCAGACCUGGGCAAUGUGUUAUUCAGAAUAUAGAUGUUGAUACAUUCUGUCAUCUGGCUCCCUGCAAUGCAUUGUGGUUAACAAAGUGGCAAAAUAACACUCUACAUUGUGCCAUGUUGGUGUUUUGCUUUGAUUUUAUUUAAAGCAGACCUUUCUCCCCCUGCUGUUGGUGAGCUAAAACUGCAAUACUCAGCCAGAGUUUAAGCUAAAUAGGGAUAGGCAACAGGUAUAGCAUUUAUUUUUAAUAGAGCUGCAAUUUGUCGUGUUUUAAAGGGCCAUGGCUAUCUCUAGUAUUGCAGCACUCCCAAGACAUUAUCUACAUACCUCGUUUGCAGUCUAAAGAAAUAUACCGUAUAUCGACCAUAACGAAAAUACCUGGUUGCAAGAAAAAGAUUGCAAAGUAACAAUUUAUAUAGAUCUUCCAGUAAUUUGCUGCUGACUUUGAAUCCGAGGCUGGGACACCAUGAUAGUCCUUUGGCCACAGUUUGAGAACCAUAGCAAUAGCCUUUUCACAUUUGGGGAGAUUUAUCAAAGUGUUUAGAACUCUCUUUUUGUGGCAUCCAAUCUGUUAUUUAUUAAAUAGUAAAAAGUGUCAGCUUUUCUGGCAAGGGGAAAAGUGAUGUAAAGAUUUGCUAGACGUGCAGCUUUUAAUAGCAUUAAUAAUUGUGUAUGUUUAAAACCUAUAAAAAGAGCAAUAGGUGGGGAGGCAGACUAAAUAAAAACGAAACGAAGGAAAACUGCCUGCAACACUUUAAUAAAUACUCCCAAAUUAGUCUAACAAACUCUGCAGUUUGCAAUACUCACAGUGUGUCUCACGAGAUUUGUGAAUUUAAAGUGAUGUUCAAAUGUUAAGCCAAAAUAACUGAACCGAUUUUAAUUUUGCUUUUUGAAAUUUGCUUUAACUGACCAACUAUUCAUAAAUUGGUGAAUAACCGUGACAGGUUAAUUAUAUGAGGCUUCAGAUUUGGAUUAAUUCCCAAAUGACAAAGCUCACAUCGUCUUUUUCAUUAACCAGCCGUGACGUUGCUCUUACUGACUGCAAUGCUCAUCAUACGUGUUAAAGAGAGCCAGGUCCCGGGUUGUGAAGAUGUCUGAAAUCAAACCUUCAGAGGGCCAGAGGAGUGCAAAAUGUAAAGAAAAUAUUAAGCCAAUAAUUUACUUUAUAAGCAGCAUAUUACUAUCUGAUAAGGUUUUGAUUGUGUUAUUAAAGGCACAGAGACUACAGCUUCUUAGCAAUCUAAGAACUGAUAGUUUUCCUUGCAAUUCUGGCAAUUUAUGCCAUCUUGAAAUUGCACGUUUACCUUUAGCAGAUCUAAUAAGGGCAGCUGCUGCCAAUAAAGACAACUGAGUGUCGGCAUAGGGUCUUUAAGGGCUAGAUUGUUAUGACAACAUAGAAAAUCAUUGGUUCUUUAAGGGUGUUAAGGACCUUGUAAAUCAUCCAUUCAUUAUUAAUAUUGAUCCAAAAAAAAAAGCAUUUAUGUUUCUUAUUAUAUAAUCAUUCUCAAAAUUGAGCCUUAGUACGUGUUCUUGUAUGGGUUUACUGUUACUGUCUGUCAGUGUGUGGGCAUGGUACUAUAAGAGGGGUUUUAAAACUCCUGGCCCCCAGCUGUUAGGGCACAUCUCCCAGAACCUUUCCCGUACUUUUUUUCUGGCAAAGGAGUUUGGGAAAUGUAGUUUGCUUACAGCUAAAGGUUAUGUGUUUGAAUGCAUCUCUUUACGACCUGUCUAUGAAAUCUUGGGGUAGCUUCUGAGUCAGACACCCUAACACGGAUGGCUACAGUUGCGAACCUGUGUAUUUGGUAUUAUGAUUGUAUGAAAGUAUAGUUUUUUGAAUAAUACAAAUUUCAAUUCCUUGGCUCGCAGGGCUUUAUACACCAAACCAGGAAUGGUGAAGAUCGAACAAUUGAAUCGCAAAUAGUCCAAGAACGUAAACCUAGAUCUAUUCUCCAAUCUAGCAAUUUGUGGCCCAAUCUCCCGAGAUCAUUGUGUGCAAAUGGCAGUGUUCAGAUUGCUAUCAGAUUAUAAUUACAGUAUACCAAACAUAGCACUCCACCAGUUUAGCCAACAGACUUCUAAUUAAUCUGUUAAUGGAGCUGUGUGAAUUGUAUCUAUUUAUUUUUACCUUGCUGAAACAGCUGCUCUUAAAGGGACACUGUAGUCACGGUAAUGGAUUCAUCUUUAUUGAAGUGGAUACUGUGUCUGGGUUCCCAUGGCACGGACCUAAAGUUCAGUUUUAAAACGUUUUUAAUAGUUUAGUGAAUAAGAGUCUCCAGCAGCCUAUCUCCUCUGUGCUGCUCGGGCUAAUGAGGAAACCACAACUGGCUUCAUCCUAUUCUAGCACCCAUUAUUGUCAUGAAUUGGUGUGGCUAAGCUGCAGUCUCUGCCUUACCCAUAUCCCCAGUUGGAGCCAGGCUGGUGUGGCCAAGAACCUUUAUGCAGAGUUAAACUGCUCGUUGGUGGUUUAAUACUGAAUGGAGGGACUAUAACCAAUUUAGUGAGCUGAAAUAUGUCCCUUUAAAUCCAGUUAUUCAGUCAUUAAAAUGUCUGCAUCAAAACGCCACUCUAACAAGAGAUACUCUGUACCUAUUUCUUCUUUCACGAAGCCAGAAUCUAAAAUACCAUGCACUUGCUUUUCCUUCUCCUGGGAUCUGGCGUUUGGCAUAAACCAAGCACAAGGUGAAGAAAGAGUUCUAUUUGCUGCUAUACUAUUUAUGGAACUAGAAGUCUUGAACCUAUUCCAGCAAUCAUUGCAAGCCCUACCCAGAAGCUUUAACAAUACAGGGAACCCUUCUUUCAAUCAGUAAAUUGGCAGCAGGGUACGUGGUCACGUUCGGAUAUACUGUCUGCCACAUUAGGCUUUACAAAUAUCACAUCUCAGAAUGCAUCAGUGAUAUGCCCGUUAAGUAAAUACGGGUCUGAGAUUGCUCCGAUAUGUUUCCUGCAGCAUAUAAAUGCUACAUACUACAAAGCGUGUGUUUUCAUGCACUGCCCAUCAACAGGUGGAAGUGAUCCAAGUCCAGGAAAACACAAUAGUUAUUCAGUAUUGCUUCAAAACAUUAUUUAACAGGGAAGUGUUUUUGUUUCGUUCGUUUCGCUGCAAUCCAAAAUGAACUAAAGUGCUCAGUGUAUUAACUUACUCUUAACAAGCAGGGUUUAUGCUGUUGUUAAAAUGAUAAGAUGGCAAGUGUCUGCUUAACUCUGAUCUGCCAUGUGGGCCAGCGUAGGCCCAUCCUGGCUGCAAAAACAUUAAAGGGCAGGCGUUCGGUGUAGGAGCGUCUAUUUUCCUCGCUCGUGUUAACGCACAAUUGUUGUAUGGAUGAGCUUUUCUUGUGUUCGUGGAAUUUAUAAGGCAGGGUUUGGCACACAAUCCUAAUGAUAAUAAAUAAUGAAUUGAAAAUUUUA